Eublepharis macularius is the source of this 1461-nucleotide messenger RNA. RefSeq names its product general transcription factor IIA subunit 1 like (gene GTF2A1L). The record is from RefSeq and is a predicted model, not a curated record. Lineage: Eukaryota; Metazoa; Chordata; Lepidosauria; Squamata; Eublepharidae. The transcript has 9 exons. Bases 1 to 1461 code for a protein of 486 amino acids. Gene Ontology annotation, biological process: transcription initiation at RNA polymerase II promoter; transcription by RNA polymerase II. Gene Ontology annotation, cellular component: transcription factor TFIIA complex.
AUGGCUCAUGGCAACCCGGUGCCUAAGUUCUACAAAUCAGUUAUUGAUGAUGUGAUCGAAGGCGUCCGAGAUGUCUUUGCUGAAGAAGGUGUCGAUGAACAGGUCUUGAAAGAGCUGAAGCGGCGGUGGGAAACCAAAGUGAUGCAGUCCAAAGCGACAGAAGGCUUCUUCAGACGCAGCCACCUUUCACCCCAGUUCACGUUGCACCUGCCUCAUAACCUUCCUCAAGCUCUGCAAACGUCCACAGGUGUGGCUGCUGGCAGAGGUAUUCAGCAGUUUACUGCGACAACAACGACAACAACAACGGCUGAACUGGCCACUUCUAGGGCUGGUGGUGCAAUCCUGACUCUUCCUUCAGGACUUGCUUAUCCUAUCCAGAUUCCUGCUGGAGUGACUCUGCAGACAGCAUCAGGGCAGUUGUAUAAAGUCAGCAUGCCCAUGGUGGUCACCCAGGCCCCAGGAGGUGGAACUGUUCUCCAGAAUCCUGUUCAGAAAAUAUUCCAGCAGCUUGGGCAGCAGCCCUCGGCACCUCAGACCACUCCUGCUGGUGCCACCCAAGUGAACACCAUUUCGGUUCAAGUAUCUGGGAAUGAAAGCCUGUGGGUUCAGAAGCCUGUUGCACCCCAGCAAAUGGGGCCAGAAGAGAAAACCUUGCCUAGCACUGCUGUUCGAAAGGAGGCUACUGGGCAUCAGAAGGAAGGCAGCGAGAUUAGCCAGCAGCCAUCUGGCUUGUUGGAGACUCCCCAUCAUGCUGAUGGCCAAGCAGCUGUUCCUGUGUCAAAGUCAUCGGAAGUAGACUGUGCCAGAACGGCUGCAGAAAUGGCACCCAGCCACUCUCCCAAUGGGGGAGAAUUGCCUAUGAAUCCCGAACACCCACUAGAUGCCGAUGAUAUAAUUGAGCUGAUAAUUAUGGGCAAUGAAUUGGAUGACAGUGUCCUCCUGCAAGACGAAGCCACCCUCUCCUUUGCUGAAGAGCUAGAUACAAGCAUGCAGUUGGAGUCUAAUCAGAGGACUCAAAAGGAUAUUGCCAGUGACCUUGAGGAGAUCAUUCAGCUGGAUGGAACAAGUGACAUUUCUCCCAAGGCAGACAUAGAAUGUCCCAAAGAGGGGGAAGAUGAGGAGAUUGUUGGCAUCGUUGAUGCAGAAGAGCUGAAAGUUCUGGAUGAGGAAGAGGAAGAAGAAGCUGAAAACAGCGCCUCGGACAAUCCGUCCCUUAGCAGCACUAGUGACACUGAUGAACAGUCUGUUGACAUCACUGAGGAGGACCCUUUAAAUUCUGGAGAUGAUGUCAGCGAGCAAGAAACACCAGAUGUGUUUGAUACUGAUAAUAUAAUUGUAUGCCAGUACGACAAGGUUCAGCGCAGUAAGAACAGAUGGAAGUUCUACCUGAAAGACGGAGUGAUGUGUUUUGGGGGGAAGGACUAUGUCUUCUCAAAAGCCAUUGGAGAUGCAGAAUGGUGA